Molecule: messenger RNA, 1624 nt
Organism: Centrocercus urophasianus (Greater sage-grouse)
Lineage: Eukaryota; Metazoa; Chordata; Aves; Galliformes; Phasianidae
Gene: SLC30A3
Product: solute carrier family 30 member 3
Exons: 8
Coding region: 1-1623 (540 amino acids)
Biological process (GO): zinc ion transmembrane transport; response to zinc ion
Cellular component (GO): plasma membrane
Molecular function (GO): zinc ion transmembrane transporter activity
Source: RefSeq, a predicted model, not a curated record
AUGGAGCGGCCGUCCGCGACCGGCACCGAGAGUGCGCGGCUGCUGGGAGUCCGGGGACACAGGUACCGCCGGGCCGGCACCACAUCAUCAGCAUCCCCAUACUGGCAUGGACAACCCCAGCACCGGCACCACAUCACCGGCACCGACACAUCACCGGCACCCCGUCAUUGGCAUCGGCACCCCAUCACCGGCACUGGCGUCAUAUCACGAGCAUCCCCAAAUCGGCAUCGGAACCCCCCAGCACCAGCAUUGCAUCAUUGGCAUCGGCAUCCCAUCAUCGGCACCGGCACUACAUCACCGGCAUCACAACACCAGCAUCCUCAUACCGGCUUCGGCACCCCCAGCAUCGGCACCCCAUCUUUGGCACUGCAUGACUGGCAUCGGCACCCCAUCACUUUCACCCCCAGCCCAGCACUCCAUCACCGGCACCUCCGUACCAACACCUGCACCCCCAGCCCCACCAGCCACCACCCCAAUAUCCCCAUCACACCCUGCUCCCUCCCACCCCCAGGACCUGCAGUCCUCACACCACCCUCCGGUACCAUCCCCCGCCUCAGUCUGUUUCCAGGCCCCCAGGAUGCCCCAGCCCUGCUGCCCCCCAGGAAGGACACGCAGGAGUCGGGGGGGGUCCCGCUGUGCCCUUGCAGCCCGGCCGCCCCCGGCCCCAUCGCAGAGAGGCUCCAAGCACAGAGGCAGCUGAGCAUCGCCUGCAGCGUCUGCUGCAUCUUCAUGGUCGGGGAGGUGAUAGGCGGGUACCUGGCGCACAGCCUGGCCAUCAUGACGGACGCAGCCCACCUGCUGACAGACGUGGGCAGCAUGGCCGUCAGCCUCUUCUCGCUCUGGGUGUCCACCCGCCCACCCACCGCCACCAUGACCUUCGGCUGGCACCGCUCGGAGACGCUGGGCGCGCUGGCCUCCGUGCUGUCCAUCUGGGUGGUGACUGCGGUGCUGCUCUACCUGGCGGCCGCCCGCAUCCUCAGCGCCGACUACGAGAUCGAGGCGCGCACCAUGCUGGCCACCUCCGCCUGCGCCGUGGGUGCCAACCUGGUCAUGGCCUACGUCCUGCACCAGGGCCACGGGCACGGCGUGGGGGGCUAUGAGCAGCUGGAGGGGGGCUGCCUGCCCAGUGCCCCCCUGCCCGGCAGCACCAGCGUCCGUGCCGCCUUUGUGCAUGUGGUGGGGGACCUGCUGCAGAGCGUCGGCGUCCUGCUGGCCGCCACCAUCAUCUACUUCAAGCCCCAGUGCAAGAUCGCAGACCCCAUCAGCACCCUCUUCUUCUCUGUCUUCGUCCUGGGCUCCACCGUCACCAUCCUCAGGGACGUCUUCAGGGUUCUCAUGGAAGGAGCCCCACGGGGAAUGGCAGUGACUGCAGUGACGGAGGAGCUGCUGGCGGUCAGCGGGGUGAGGGCCAUCCAUGACCUACACGUGUGGGCGCUGACGCCGAGCCACCCCCUGGUAUCAGUGCACGUGGCUGUGGAUGCCACCGCUGACCCUGAGACGGUGCUGCAGGAUGCCACGGUGCGGCUGCAGCAGAAGUUUGGCUUCACUGUGUGCACGGUGCAGGUGGAACGGUACCUAGAGGCAGCAGGGGGCUGCCCACAUGGCCACAGCCCUCUAGCAUGAG